AGCAACAAUUCAAAAAUCCUUUAUAAAUAUAUUUAUUGAAUAAUACUUCAACAAAAUAUGAAUGUAAGUUCAUAAACUGAACAUCAAAUCAAGUCGGCUAUUCCAUUCAUUACAAUGCAACAAUGCAAUAUUCAGUGUUGACAGCUAGAUUUUUUGUGGACAUGUUCCAUAAAUAUUGAUGUUAAAGAUUUCUUUUUUGUGAAGAAAUGUUUAGAAUUAAGUUCAUGAAUCCAGAUGGGUCUCUAUUACAAUCCCCAAAGAGGGCACUUUAAGUUGAUGAUUGUGUAGAAAUCUAUAUUUAUGGUUGAAUCACUUGUUUAUUUUUCAACAAGAUUUUUGUUAUUUUUAUAUCUUUUUUUCCAAAUAGUUCAAGAAAGACCACUACAAAUGAGCAAUAUUUUGCACUGUUAUACAAUUUAAUGAAUCAGAAACUGAUGACAUAGUGCUGUAUUUUACUUCUUUAUCUCUUUUUUUCAACCAAAAAUGCUUUGCUCUGAUUAGGGGGUACUUGAAUUAAAACAUUUUUUACAGGGGGUACAUCACUGAAAAAACGUUGAGAACCACUGCUCUAAAGUGUAUGGCUGGGGAAUUAGAGAAAAAAAGAGUAAAUCUUGCAACUAAAAAAAGUAUACUGUACAAAUCGAGCGUGUGAAUAGUAAACAAAUAUUUUAUUCAUGUAAUAAUUGUUUAAAUAUUCUGGAUUAUAAUAUAAUUAAUCAUGACAUUUAAAAGCACUUUUUUGUUCCGCUUGAGACCACGUGUAAGGUUUCACCCCCACGCGGUGAUUGACAGCAGCGCCAGCUAAUGAGAGGCGGAGUUCUCCGCAGCUCAAUGUUCUGGCGGGCCAAUCGGGAGCCAGAAGAGGCGGAGUCGGCGUGCAUGGGCGUGUCUUCGGCAGCUUGACCCCACCCCCCCCUUUUAGAGAAGUUUUGGAAAAGUGUGGCGGUGAUUCCCCGCCGAACCUCCUCGUCCUGACCCCUAAAGUCCCGGUCCCGGUCGUGGUCCGGUUCUGAAGGGUUCGUCAUGCAGAACCGCUACGUCGCGCACCUUCUGCUCCUCGCGCUGCUCGGCGUCGAACUCGCCGUCCAGUCUGACGUGGACACGGAGGAGGUGGUGCCGAUGCUGCUGCCCCUCCACCAACCUGCUGACCCGGACCACCUGAUGGUGUCGCUGCCCGCGUUCGGAAGGAAGCUCCGCCUAAACGUAACCCGGGACGGCGGCCUGGUGUCGGCCGCCCUGCUGGUGGAGGACCGGCGAGGGGGGCGGAGUCCGGCGCUCAGCCGCCUGGACCGGGACCAGCUCUGCCUCUACUCCGGUUCCGUCCAAGACCACCCGGAAUCCCUGGUGUCUCUCAGCACCUGUGGAGGCCUGACAGGUCUGGUCCACAUGGGACAGGACGUCCUCUUCAUCCGCCCCCUGGAGGUCCCCAAAAUUUCAUCGGAGUCUUUCUCGGGUCUCAAACAUCAGCUGAUGCGACGGCGCCGCCCGGCCCGGAACGCAUCAUCUCGGCACGCCGAGACGUCCGGACGCUGCGGCACUGCACCAGGGAAGAAGAAGUCAAAGGUUGGCCAGGAAAACCGGGGGAAGAGGAACGUCAUCGGACUGCAGAAAGCGUACACCGUGGAGACGCUGGUGGUGGCCGACGUGGACAUGGUCCGUUACCAUGGCGCCGAGGCCGCAAAGAGGUUCUUGUUGACCGUCAUGAACAUGGUGUACAACAUGUUCCAGCACCAGAGUCUUGGCGUCAGGAUCAACAUUCAGGUCACUAAGCUGGUUCUGCUUCACACCCGCCCCGAGAAGCUGAAGGUGGGCCACCAUGGCGAGCGGUCCCUGGAGAGCUUCUGCCACUGGCAGCAUCAGGAGUUCGGAGGUCCGCGCUACCUCGGAACCAACCACCUUCCCGCUGAAGACGUCCCGCCUGUGGACACGGCAGUGCUGGUCACCAGGACAGACUUCUGUGUCCACAAGGAGGAGCCCUGCGACACUGUGGGUAUCGCCUACUUGGGCGGAGUGUGCAGCGCCAAGAGGAAGUGUGUGUUGGCCGAGGACAACGGACUCAAUUUGGCUUUCACCAUCGCUCACGAGCUUGGACACAACAUGGGGAUGAGCCACGACGACGAUCACGCCACCUGCACUGGCCACGCCUACAUCAUGUCUGGCGAAUGGGUGAAGGGGAGGAACCCCAGCGACCUCUCGUGGUCGUCCUGCAGUCGCGAUGACCUGGAGACCUUUCUCAGGUCCAAAUCCAGCGGCUGUCUGCUGCACACGGACCCCAGGAGUCGCUACCAGGUCCGCUUGCCCCCCAAGCUUCCCGGGAUGCACUACAGCGUGGACGAACAGUGCCAGAUCCUGUUUGGAGCCAACACCACCUUCUGCUCCGACAUGGAGCAUCUGAUGUGCGCUGGCCUGUGGUGUCUGGUGGAGGGGGACCCGACCUGCAAGACCAAACUGGACCCCCCUUUGGACGGAACCGAGUGUGGACCAGACAAGUGGUGCAGGGCGGGGGAGUGUGUGAGUAAGACCCCCAUCCCUCAGCAUGUGGAUGGAGACUGGAGUCCAUGGAGUCAAUGGAGCAUGUGCAGCCGCACCUGUGCUACUGGAGUCCGCUUCAGACAGAGGAAGUGUGACAACCCUCCUCCAGGUCCAGGAGGUCAGCAGUGUCAGAAGGCCAGUGUGGAGCACAAAGCUUGCGAGGGUCCUCCAUGCCCCAAGGGGGCGCCAAGCUUCAGAGACCUGCAGUGUUUAUCCUAUGACCGUCACGCCAGCAAGAAGAAGAGCCCCAUGCUUACGGCCAUCAUCAACGAUGAGAAGCCGUGCAUGUUGUUCUGCACUCCAGUGGGUCAGGACGUUCAGGUUCUGAUGGCCGAACGAGUGAUGGACGGCACGGCGUGUGGACCCUACGAGUCGGACCUGUGUGUCAACGGCAGGUGUCAGAGAAUCGGCUGUGACGGCAUCAUCGGGUCUUUGGCCAAGGAGGACCGCUGUGGCAUUUGUAACGGCGAUGGACGCUCGUGUACCAUCGUGAGAGGAGACUUCAACCACACACAAGGAAUGGGCUACGUGGAGGCGGUGGUUAUUCCUGCUGGAGCACGCAGGAUCAAAGUUGUGGAGGACAAACCUUCCCACAGCUUUCUGGCCCUGAAAGACGCCAGCAAGAAGUCCAUCAACAGCGAUUGGAAGAUUGAACUCCCAGGAGAGUUUGAGCUGGCCGGGACCACCGUGCGCUACGUCAGGAGGGGAUUGUGGGAGAAGAUGUCUGCCAGGGGGCCCACCAACACGCCCCUCCACCUCAUGGUGCUGCUCUUCCAUGACCGCAGUUAUGGAUUUCACUACGAGUACACGGUGUCCCUGAACGUCUCGCAGGAGAAGGCCAGUGAGGAGAACAAAGACGCAGAACAUCUGUACAUCUGGACACACAGCAGCUGGAACGACUGCACCGUGCACUGUGGAGGAGGGGAGAGGAGGACGGUGGUGUCGUGCAUGAGGAUGGCUAACAAGUCCAUGGAGGUGGUGAAUGAUUCUUACUGUCAGCCUGAGAACCGUCCUCUACCUCAAGUCAGAACCUGCAACUAUCAGCCCUGCCAGUACAGGUGGGUGGUGCCUGAAUGGGGGUCCUGCUCCGUCACGUGUGGUCCGGGCGUCCAGCACCGCGAGGUCCUUUGCGUGCAGCAGCAGACGAACGGGUCUUUAACCCGCACCUCCGAGGUCCACUGCCAAGGGGGGCGGCCGCCCGUCCUACAGGGCUGCGAGGGGCGCCUCUGCCUCAGCGUGUGGGAGGCGUCCGAGUGGUCUCAGUGCUCGUCGGGAUGCGGGCCGGGCGUGCACAAGCGGACCGUCACGUGCACCAACCCCAGGGGGCAAUGUGACCCCCUGUCCCAGCCCACCCAGGAGGAGUCUUGUGAGGACUACUCCAAGUGCUACGAGUGGAAAACUGGCGAUUGGUCCAAGUGUUCAUCCUCCUGUGGGAGGGGCCUGCAGUCCCGGGUGGUCCAGUGUAUGCACAAAGUGACGGGUCGCCACGGCAACGAUUGCCCGUCGCCGCUGAGGCCGCCCACCUACCGACCGUGUGACCAGGGAGCCUGCACGCAGAAGAUCAACGUCAACACCAUCACGUCGCCCCGCCUGGCUGCUCUCACCUACAAGUGCUCGGGCGACCAGUGGACGGUUUACUGUCGCGUGAUCCGCGAGAAGAACCUGUGCCAGGACAUGCGCUGGUACCAACGCUGCUGCCAGACCUGUAGAGACUUUUACGCCGGCAAGAGUUCCUGACCCGAGCUCCGCCCCCCUCGCGUGCCACGCCUCUCUUCCUUUGUAUUCACUGCGGCAAGCAGGAAGUGAGCGCCAACGCUUACCGGCUUUGAUGAAGACUUGAAAAUGUCCGGCAGAUCUUCUGCUGCGCUCACAAAAAAAAAAAGAAAAAAGCCAAAGCAGGUGGCGCCAUUGCACACGUUUGAAAGACGUGCCGAGAGCCGAACGUUAAUAAUCCUUGUUGUACUGUAUGCUAACGCUAACGAUUACGUCGCCAGUGAAAGGCUUCUACGAGUGAAGCUACAAGCUCGCUAAACCAACUCCCCCAUCACCUGAGGGUUCGCUCCUUGUCACCCAAGCCAGCCAAACUGAGCAAGUUGAUGGAUUGUUUUGUUGUGCGCCAUUUGGUGGACAUGUUGUGCCUGACUAAAAAUAUGCACUUUGUCCAUUUUGAAAGCUCGCUCAACAGGACGUGUGUCAGAUUAAAGCUGCACGCCACGCAAAACACCGGGCAGAAUCAAGAGGCGUUAUAGUACAGCCGCCACCUUGUUUCUCUCGGCACGUGGAAAGAGGCGAGUACGCUCGCGCACCAAAGGCGGCGACGGCGCAGUUUAUCUCAAGAGUGGGCGUCACUUUUACACCUCAUUUACUGAGUUUGUAUGUAUGUAUGUGUGUGUGUGUGUUCUGGCAAUGCUUACUUAAUGGGACAUCGCUCUGUUUACACCAGACCUGGGCAAAUUAAGCUUUUCAAUCUGGCCCGCCGGACAUUCCCAAAUAAUUUUUUUAGUUUUUUAAGAUGGAAAGUGUAGCUGCCAUUAUGUUGUGCAGUGAUGUUUUUCUAACGACCGUAAGUCUUCAACUAUACAAAGUAUUUCAAUGGUUAAAAUUUUAUAUAUAUGAUAUACCAGUUACUAUGGUAUCGUAUUUUUCGGACUAUAAAUCGCUCCGGAUUAUAAAUUGCACCGGCCGAAAAUGCAUAAUAAAGAAGGAAAAAAACAUAUAGAAGUCGCACUGGAGUAUAAGUCGCAUUUUUUGGGGAAAUGUAUUUGAUAAAAGCCAACACCAAGAAUAGACAUUUGAAAGGCAAUUUAAAAUAAAUAAAGAAUAGUGAACAACAGGCUGAAUAAGUGUACGUUAUAUGAGGCAUAAAUAACCAACUGAGAACGUGCCUGGUAUGUUAACGUAACAUAUUAUGGUAAGAGUCAUUCAAAUAACUAUAACAUAUAGAACAUGCUAUACGUUUACCAAACAAUCUGUCACUCCUAAUCGCUAAAUCCCAUGAAAUCUUAUACGUCUAGUCUCUUACGUGAAUGAGAUAAAUAAUAUUAUUUGAUAUUUUACGGUAAUGUGUUAAUAAUUUCACACAUAAGUCGCCCCUGAGUAUAAGUCGCACCCCCGGCCAAACUGAAAAAAACUGCGACUUAUAGUCCGAAAAAUGCGGUAAUCUAAUUAGUUACUAUGGUAAUCUACGUCACAGCAGCUCAGACGAGGCACCAAGCAGUGUGGGCGGGAAGCGUUUCCACAGACGCGGAAGGAGAUUUUCACAACAAAGUUCUAAAGCAGUGUUUUUCAACCACUGUGCCGUGAGAUAUUGUCUGGUGUGCCGUGGGAAAUUAUGAAACUUCACCCAAUUGGUCCAAAAAAUAUUUUUUGCAAAUCAAUAAUUAUAAUCUGCAAAUAAUGUUGCCAUUCCUUAGUGUAGAACUGUGAUCCCAAUAUGCAGACCACAGCGUGCAGGUAAAAAAGGUAUGUAACGCUUGAACCAAAAAUGAACAAAAGGGAAAGGAAAAGGCAUUGAAGCAUAGGGGAUGGCUAUGUAAAACAACAGUAAAACUGAACUGUUUACAAAGUAAACAGAAACAGAAUGCUGGACAACAGCAAAAACUUGCAGCGUGUGGAGCAGAGACGGCGUCCACAAAGCACAUCCGUACAUGACAUGGCAAGCAACAAUGUCCACACAAAGAAGAAUAGCAACAACUUAAAUAGCCUUGCUUGCUAACACAAAGCAGGUGCGGGGAAUAGAGCUCAAAGGAAGACAUGAAACUUCUACAGGAAAACACCAAAAUAACAGCACAAGACAAGAACUAAAGCACUACACACAGGAAAGCACCAACAAACUCAAAAUAAGGCACGAGGAGGACCUGGUGGAGUUUAAUUUUUUAACGUUUUCUGCGGAUGGUGUGCCUCCGUAUUUUUAGAUGAAAAAAAUGUUGAAAAACACUGUUCUAAAGCAUAGUUCCAUAUCAGAUGUAUCAGAUCGUAGGUGGGUUUAUUUUGUACCCUUCGCGUUCAUAUUUCACUGUUUCACUGACAUUCAUAUUUUGUCAAUAUUCAGUGUUUUAUCGUUCAUAGAAAAAUGUAAAAUUUCAUUAUGUUUUUUAAGGCGGUCUGUCAUAACGUUUUUAGCAUUCAAUCAGACAUUAUUGUGAGGUUUUGUAUUAGUGUUCCUAAAAAUAGAUAUACCGGCCCCCAGACACAUUUUUUCUCUAAAUGUGGCCCCCCGAGUCAAAAUAAUUGCCCAGGCCUGGUUUACACAGUCACCUUUAGGGGACCUCUGACGGUAUGGGGACAAAAAAAACAGGUCCCCUAAAGGGAAACCUUUUUAAAUGAUAGUCAGAUCCAUUCUGAAGAUGCCUAAGUGAUUUUUUAAGCUUUGGCCCAUUUUUAAUUUGAACAUUUUUUUUUUUUUUUUAAUGGCCCUCAGUAGUCACGUACAAAUUUGUGUGAAUUAUGCAAAAUUAUUUAAAUUUGGUCCCCAUGAACCAUAUUAACUCUUUUUUUCCCCCAGGGUCCCCAGUAAGAAUGAUCAGCACAUUACUUCAUCAAUCCAGAGAUUUAAAGACGUGUAUGAGCUAACUGGACAGUGGCCAUUUUACCAAAAAAAAUGUUAUGCCUCCACAACCUGUAGAAAGGGUGGUCCCCACAAGUGAUGAUCAAAAACUUGGUCCCCAUUCCAAAUGAUAACCAGUGUGUGUGUGUGUGUGUGUGUGUGUGUGUGUGUGUGUGUGUGAGUGUGUCAAAGGUGCUAUCUUAUGUUAGUGUGUGAAUGCGAGCCAUGACUAUUUAACACAUGUGUGUACUGUACUUGUUCACGUGUACUUCAUGGUGCUGAUCCAGUAAAGACAGUUCUGUUUACACAAACGCCAGCUCUGUGUUGACAUAGUCUGUGUGAGGCUUCUUUCCUUCUGACAGUCAGCUGUCAA
Molecule: messenger RNA, 7451 nt
Organism: Nerophis lumbriciformis (worm pipefish)
Lineage: Eukaryota; Metazoa; Chordata; Actinopteri; Syngnathiformes; Syngnathidae
Gene: adamts17
Product: ADAM metallopeptidase with thrombospondin type 1 motif, 17
Biological process (GO): proteolysis; extracellular matrix organization
Cellular component (GO): extracellular matrix
Molecular function (GO): metalloendopeptidase activity
Source: RefSeq, a predicted model, not a curated record